Chelmon rostratus (copperband butterflyfish) is the source of this 2651-nucleotide messenger RNA. Its product is annotated as dnaJ homolog subfamily B member 6-like. Gene Ontology annotation, cellular component: endoplasmic reticulum membrane; cytosol. The record is from RefSeq and is a predicted model, not a curated record. The coding region runs from base 188 to 991 and encodes 267 amino acids. The transcript is spliced from 8 exons. Gene Ontology annotation, molecular function: ATPase activator activity; Hsp70 protein binding. NCBI's taxonomy places the organism in Eukaryota, Metazoa, Chordata, Actinopteri, Chaetodontiformes, Chaetodontidae. Gene Ontology annotation, biological process: positive regulation of proteasomal ubiquitin-dependent protein catabolic process; protein refolding.
AAACAGGACGUUGCGUCUAAUCUGAACCUGCAAACCGCUGAUCAUGAAAAAACCUGUUUAGUUUUUGUCAAAAGCUAAUUAACAUACUGUCUCUCUUUCUUACGUAUAUAUCUCCUGAGAUCACGGACAACUGCACUUGAAUUGGGUUCAUCAAGCUUGCUGAAUUUUCCCCCUUCAUCCACUCAUCAUGGUGGAGUACUACCAGGUUUUAGGAGUACGGAGAGAUGCAUCUGCAGAUGACAUAAAGAAAGCGUACAGAAAGCUGGCCCUGAGGUGGCACCCCGAUAAAAACCCAGACAACAAGGAGGAAGCUGAGAAGAAGUUCAAGGAGCUUUCAGAGGCUUAUGAAGUCCUGUCAGAUGUAAACAAGAGGAGCAUAUAUGAUCGCUACGGCAAGGUGGGGCUGACAGGGAACAACACUGGAAGAGGGGGGCAUUUCCACAAUGGAGAGCAUUUCCACGAACCGUUCACAUUCCGCAACCCAGAUGACGUCUUCAGGGAAUUCUUCGGGGGCAGAGACCCAUUUGCAAACUUCUUUGGUGCAGAUCCAUUCAGUGAUGAUCCAUUUUUUGGCAGUGGCCGGCGGCACCAAAAUCGGGCAAAUCGCAGUCGUACAGGUGUCUCAUUUUAUGGGGGCUUUGUAGGUUUUCCUCCCUUUGGGGCUGGCUUCUCACCUUUUGACCCAGGCUUCAGUUCUUUUGGCCCCAUGAGCACCAUGGGUCACAUGGGUCAAAUGACAACCAUGGGCAGUCUGGGAGGUGGAGGCUUCACCUCUUUCUCUUCCACUUCCUUUGGGGGAGGAGGUGGAGGAGGAGGCAUGGGCAACUUCCGCUCUGUGUCCACUUCCACCAAGAUCAUCAACGGCAGGGAAAUCACUACAAAAAGAAUUGUGGAGAAUGGUCAAGAGCGGGUAGAGGUGGAAGAGGAUGGGCAGCUAAGGUCAUUAACUAUUAACGGUAAGGAGCAGCUGCUGCGGCUGGAACACAAGUAAAGAUGGAAGCAUCCUCUGCUGGAGAGGUGUUACCUCAGCACAAACAUACCAACAAACUUGAGCUUGAAAUAGAAGGGGAAAAAGCAACACAACAAUGUAAUAAUAGUGCUCUACUGUUGUUUGGAUGUACAUACUUAGGUUGUGUUUAUUUCUCCUCAUGUCCCCUCCCUGUUGACUCAUUUGUUAACCUACAAUUCAAAUCACAGGAUUUGGAUGCAGACUUUUCUAUGCAUUUUGUUCAUGUAUUUUCGAAUAGGAGCUGUCCUUAUAUGUUGGCUCAGGGUGGUGUUAUUGUUUUCGUGUUUGGGACCACAGUAUUGUUCUGAUGUAUGUAUGACCAGACCCCCUUCCCCCUUCCAACACUUUCUGUAUGCACUCCACUGUGUCUGUGUGCAGACAGCGCAGACGCUGUGUUCAGAAAACAAAGCAUGACUUUGUUUUUUCAUCUAAAAAGUAAAAAAAAAGUGUUGAAUUUGAUAUUUAAAAGUGGGUAGGAAUAUCUGAAGCACCCCCCACCCCCCGUUUACUGCUUGUCCAGACUCUUCAAAAUCAUUUUUUAUUAAAAAAAAAUAAUGCUGUUAGGAUGAGUUAUGCAAUUUUAUAUGUUCUAAUACCAAUGUGUUUUCGUUUAUUUAAUAACGCAUGUACACCUGUUGAUGUUCAGUCUUAAUGUUAAAGUUGCAUUAUGAUGCACAAGUAUUGGAAGGCGUUCUAUAGCCCCCCUUCCAAAAGUUAGGAUACUGUGUAAAACAUAAAUAAAAACAGAAUGCAGUCAUUUGCAAGCAAACUGUAUUUACUAACGGACGUGUUCCGUGUAGAAAUGUCCUUUAUUCUUGUAUUUCACAAAGUGGUGAACCUCGCCCUAUCUUUCCUUGUGAACAGCUGAGCCUUUCGAAGAUGCCCCUUUCAUACCCGAUCGUAAUACUAUUACCUGUUAGCAAUGAACCUGUGGAAUGUUAUUUUUGAGCAUUCCACAACUUUCCCAGUCUUUUGUUCACCCUGUCCCAACAAAUUCAGAAUAAGCAUAUGUAUACAAAAAUCUAUGAAGUUGAUUAAAACAUUAUAACAUAAUAAUAUAAAACAUUAAAUAUGUCAAAUAGGAUUAGCAAAUGAUCACAUUCUGUCCUAUUCAUGUUUUGCACAGCGUGCCAACUUUUUUGGAACCGGGGUUGUAUAAAUGUUUUAUGAACAUGGAAGAAAAUUUGUAAAGCUGAGUUUCAUCCUGUUUUCAGGAUGCUGAAAUCUUGGCUGAUCUCUGCUCUGUUAGUUUAUUGUGAAGCAGAUAAACAAUUAUGUUCUAGCCAUCAAGUAUCAUGAGCGUUACCAUGGGUAGUUACCAGAGUGUCAGUGCUCAUAAAUUUCACUUUGUCAGAUUUGUUAGAAAUGUGUCUCGAAUGACAAGAUGAUGUUUCAUAGACAUACCAAAACAAUAUUACAAACAAGAAUUUGUAUUACAGUGAAAUAUUAAAAAAAAGAAAAAAAACAUCGUGUAGCUGCAGUGCACUCUGUUUCAAUGCUUGUUUCCACUUUUAGUGCCUUACUCCACAGGUACACAGGCCCUGCAUCACGUCCUCAGACUGCGGUUUGACAGACUGAGGAGCAAAAAGAUUCUGUUGUAAUCUCUUCCGUCAGGACUAUCUUUAAGCUAAACAGAAAUAUA